GAGCGGAAUAUCCGUGCGUGCAGUCGAGAUUUGUGUAGCGGAAGAACACCGUCCAGCGGCAAGUGGACCGUGGUUCGGGCAAACAGCAAGUACGUUCGCGGAUACCCGGGGUGGGUCCACAAACAAGCCAUCCUAACGCUGGACCAGUGACUGAUUAUCAGUGCAUCGUCUCUCUGUCUAGGAAUGCACAGUCACCCAUAAUGAACAGUUCGGGCAACGAGAUAUGGCGACCUAUGACGAUCUCCAAUCCUUCCACCCGGCUCCGAGCUGCUCGCGCUAUGCCCCAUUGGGUGCACGCCAGGGAGCCAGACGAAAACAUAGCUCCACCACCACUGCCCACCACUGAACCCCCGCCUCUGGAUCCGGAUUAUGAAGUGAUCGAGUUCCCUGGACAAGCGUACACCAACGCCCCACUUCCCGCUAAGCCCACCGCAACAGGAGAUGGGAAACGAGGGGAUGGUCGUCACUGUGACCUGUGUGGAUGCUCUACUCCCACUGUGCGCUGUGAUAAAUGUGCUCAUCAGAUCUUCUGCCUCUCCUGUGAUGACAUGUAUCACAGACACCCCAAGAGACAAAGCCACGUCAGAAAAGGUCCAACUCUGCCCAAGAAGGAUUUCUCUAUCAAGGAUAAGAUGGGAAGCUUGAAAAGGAUGAUGGGUGGCCGGCCUUUACCGCCACCACCUAGCAAAUUUCAGACAGCAACAAGAGAUGACUUUGACCACAUGGCACCAAGUCCUCCAGCACUGAACUCAGUUCCACCUGAGCACACACACCAACCAAAACCACAAAUGGCUGACCGUAUGGGGACUCUACAACAGCGCUAUCGUCAACAUCAGGCAGCCAUGAGGGGUACCAAUCCCAACAUCCCACUUACUGUUGUGGAAAUGAGCAAUAAGCAAAGUGAAAUUGAACGAGAGAAUGAGAUGAAGCAACAAAGAGCCAGGAGCAACAGUAUGGCCAACAGUAGUUUUACCAACUUGCCUGAUCAACAUCUACCACCAAGCAGGGACAGUGGUUACCCAGACUGGGAAGCUGAACAAUGGGCCCUACGAAACCGCUCAGGCAGUAUUUCUGGGUCAUCUGGCAUUGACAUAAGUUCGAAGAUGCGAUAUAAUUCAAGCGACAUAUCUGGCUUGGCAACACUAUCUCGUCGUCGUACUAGCGAAUUCCAGACUCCACCAUCAACUCCUCAACGAAAUAAUGGAUUUUUUGGUAGGGGACUUAUACAGAGUAGUUCUGUAACUGAUCUACAGGGAAUGGGGAACUUUCCACCACAACCACAGCCAAAUUUUCACACAAUGCAGCAGGCUCAGUCCAUGGCCCAUCUGAAUUGUCCAAGUUGUCAUCAUGGCAUGGUUUGGAUGUCUAAUAACCCAUGGGAAUUUGGUGGCCCACCUGGAAGGACACCCAGCAAUUUAAGUUUAAACAUGCCUGCACCUGGAUAUACUGGUGGAGAUGGCAGUAGAUUUGUACCAAUGUGGGGUGGAGGUGUCAACAACAUGGGUACCUGGCAUGGUCCCCCACCUGGAAUAUAUCCUACCUCACCCCCAGGAGCAUACCCACUACAAAUGAGUGCAUCACAAACCAACAUUAAUGCACCUAACACCAACAUGCUUCCUCCGAACAUAGGCCACAGUGAUCAUAGACAUUCUUCACCAGCGCACAGUACAAAGUCAACACAACAGCAGCAUCGCAGGAGACCUGCAUCCCCAACCCUUAGUGUCAAGUCAACCCAGCUGCAUAGGAUGACAUCUCCAGCUCCAAACAUGAAGACCAUUCAGCAAUACCACAGAGCUGUAUCACCGACACCCAGCACAAAAUCACGGAAAUCACAGACCACAAGAUUGAAUCAUAAUCAGACACAGCAACAUAUGGCUACAACGCAUCAGCACAGACGUCAUGUGACUUCAGAAAGUUCUGGAGAAGAUUACCUCUCAAAUGUCCAGAAUGAUGAAGAAGAAGACAUAGAUGAUGCUAAUCUUGAGAAAGGAUCUGAAGAGGAAGAGGAAGCACAGCUACCUCCUCCAAAACCUGUGAUUCCCACACACCAAUGGGAAUGCGAGCACUGUACAUAUGUCAAUCGUGCUGGUACCAGGGUUUGUGCCAUCUGCUGUAAGACACCCACAGGUCUGCCACAGAGACCAUCAACAGAUUCACAACAACGGCGCAGACUGAGAAGAAAUAAUUCUGAUACUGGUGGAAUUACCAACAGUUUUAAUAUAAAAACCAGAAGUAAGAAAAACACAAGUAGUGGUACAAGUUUCAGGCACAGCAGUGUAAAGAGCACCAAUAGUCACAACAAUGCUGAUUACAAUAAUACAGGCACUAGCAGGCAAUGGCAUCACAGUGAAUUCACAGCCAAACAACAGCCACAACCUACAAGUGACGACUAUAGUGACAUUCCCUAUGAUGAAAGCUAUGUUGUUGCUAAGUUCAACAAACAACUAAGAAUUACACAGAAAUCAGGCAAAGCUGUAGAUGCUGAGGAAGACCCGUAUGAAGGCAUGCAAUUGAAGUCCUCAGAUGUAGAAUCAACUAACAGUAAAAGGAAAGGGGAAAUUCUGGAAGAUGCGAAGACAUCUGAAAUGGCUCAGAGAAAAUCUCGCCAUACUGAAUUAAGUGACUCUUUGUCUGAGACUAAAUCUGUUCCAUCUGCCCCUUCAGACAGACUCACUACCACAACUACCACAGAAUCCUCUGAUUCUCACUCUCAACUCUCGAUAGCAACACCAUCUCCAUUACCUGUAGUUAGUAAUCAGGAAUUUGCUGCAACAAGCAACACUGUAAAGGAAAUUCUGAAGCCUCCAGCAAAACCAGCUGCAAAGAGUACUGUGUCAACAGGAGUUGGACCGUCACCUCCUAGAGAGAUUCCUACGCAAAUAUCAGAAAGUAAACCAGUUCAGACAAGUGCUGUGUCAAGUGACACUCUGUCUGCCACAGAAACUCAGGCAACAAAAUUCAACACUGAAAUACAGGCAACAGAAUCCAGAACCAACAUAAAUGCUCAGUUUUCUUGCAAAUCUAAAAUGGUGACAUCUACUGGCACAUCACCUCCGCCACAGAGCAUCUCAACUCAGACAUAUGAAGUGCCUCAGAAAGUGAUGAGCAUGUCAGGACGAAGCGAAGCUGCAAUAUCACCAGUCAGUAAGCAUGGGGAUUCUUACAGUGAACGUGACGAAGUGUAUAAGCCAACACAAAGAUUGAAACGUGCCAUGUCACUGCGUAUGAGCACACAGACAGCUGAUGACACCUGGGGAGCUACUUCUCACUACCUCUUUCGCUCACAAAGCCGACAGUCACUCAUGAGUGAUGCUCAGAGUUUGCCACUAUCACCUUCAAGGGACUCUAGUCCUGUUCAAUUUGGAAGCAAAUUUCUUGAUGAUGAGAUGCUUAUGUAUGGAGAACGUAACAAUCUUGGUUCAUAUUAUGGUGGACCUUCCAGUGACCUUAGAAGAGAUGACUAUCAAGAGGGAAAACGCCGUUCAUUGGUGGACCACAAACGAACCUCAGAUUCAACAAGAGGCCAUGUUGAUAUCCGUCACAAUGACCAAUUAGAUAACCGGAGAACUUCUUUUCCAGCAGAGUCUCAUGGAUAUAAUAAUUAUUUAAGGCCUGAACGUGCAGGACGUCGCCACAGCAUUGGCAGUCGUGCUGGGUCCCAACCGCCAGAUGGUCAUCUUGGGAUGAACCGUCAAGAUUACUUUGCUUUGGAAGAUUUAGUACAGAGGCAACGUACAGAAGCAAUGAAAUCUCAGGGUCUUGAAUUAGUCAGGUUGCUUAGGGAAGCUGAACAGCACAAUUUCACAGCUGAAGACUUGCAGGUGGCAAUGAACCACUGUGGUGACAAGAAUCCAGUUGACUGGUUAAGGGAGAACUGGCGCAACAUGAUAGACACUGUGGUCACACUGGCAACUAACUAUGGUCAUGAACGUAAAGAGAACAAUAUUGGCACCAUAUCAGUUCCUGAAGCACGUGAUGCUCUGCGCUUGCACAAGGGGAAUGUGUGGGCAGCAGUCACAGAGUGUGUUGAGCAACGUCAGAAAAAGUAUGCAGAUUUGCUGUCACGCGGUAACUUCACGAGAGAGGACAUUGUAACCGUUCUAACAGCAAAUCACGGUAAUAUAGAAGCUGCUUAUCUUGAGCUCAGCAAAACUCAACUUAAACCAUUCCUUAUGAGGAUCUGGGGGCCCCCAAAUGGAACAGAAAAUGAAAGUGGGAAUAUUAACGCAGAGAAUAUUGGGGUGAACACUAAAGAAAUACCAGAUGAUGUUUCCCAGAAACACCUUGAUGAAGAAGAUGACAAUAUAUCAGUAACAGACUUCCUAGAUGCACAUUCUGAUACCGAAUCUCAUGAAGCAAUUAUUGACGGCAAAAAAGCGGUGAGUCAGAUAUCUGAAUCAGUCCUUCCAGAUGAGCCUUCAACUUCGGAGACUGCAAUACAGGUUAUUAGCACUACAAGUUUACAGGGAAGUAAUGUUAAAACCGAUGAUGUUAGAUUGGACCAAUCAGAUAUUCAGGUAAAUGACAAACAGCCAGUCAAAAAUGAGGACCAGCACAUUCCUGUUAAAUCUCCUGAGGUAGAGGACAAAGUAAUAUCUAAAGAACAUGCAUUCCAGCUGCUGAUAAAUGUGCUGACAGGCAAUUAUUCAGACAUUCCUCAAGCAAAAGCAUUCAAAGACUCGAUAAUUGCUGCACUGUGCAAUCAGGCCCCUGCCCAAACCGAAAGUCAAAGCGAAUUAAACCCAGCAAGCUUAACACAGCAACACGGAUCAUCUGAGGCUUCAGGAGAAGUGCACGGUAUCAUAGAUUCAGAAUCAGUAAAUGGAGAAUAUUAUUUACCUGACAACAUUGCAGAUAACAAGAGGUCAGCUGAAUUAACAAGUUCUAAAGAAGAUACUGAAGAACAAAGUAAAGUACUCCAUGAAUCAAUUGUGCAUGUAACUGAAGAAAACAUUUCAGCAUCUUCCCCUGAACCUAGAAACAUAGUAGAAAGCACAUACAUUCAAUCUGAUUCCAGAAUCAAACAAUACAGUCCAAAACUGGAUCUAGCCAGAAACUUGGACACAAAUAUUUUUUCAAUGGAUGAAAGUUCGGACGUCACACUCGAUCAAAUAAUGACAGAACCACCACCUGCACAAAAACCUGCAGAAACACCCAGUGACAAAGAUGAUCAAGAUCACAAUAUAACUGCAAUACCAUUACAGCUGAAAGAAACACUGCAAAAUACAGUACAAAGUGCACCCUCAUUCCAAGAGCACUGUGCAGAUGAAGAAGAUGAUGAUUAUGAAGAAUAUGUAACAAAUGAUGAAAUGGAAGAAGAAGAAGAUUAUGAGGAAGAAGAUGAUGAAGAAGAAGAAAAUGAAGAAAUAAAACUUAUCAUGGAAAAUAUUAUUGCAGUUAGUGAAUCACCAAAAUGCUCAAUGGGUCAAGAAAAUGUUCUCAACUUUCAAGAUAAGACAAUUGAAAAUGAAGUGGUUUUAAAAAAAGACAGAGAAAAUGUAACAGACAGUUCAGCAGCUUCUGACCUAACUAAACAAGAAGACAAAACAGAUUCUGUUGACUUGAUUACAAUGAAAGGUGAUGAUGUUUCAGCUCCAAGUUCCCAAGGAAUGGUGACAGAACAUUCACCACAUUCACCAAGACCUGCAACAAGUGAUUUGGCUUUCUUCAACACAGAAUCUCCCAAUGCUACUUCAAGCACACAAACUUCCAUGGUCAGGGAAGCCCCAAUUCCUCCUAAACGUAAAUUAGCAAAGGGAAUUAAAAAUCCACCAAGUGUUGCCACCACUACCACUUCAAAUAACAAUGAAGCUAUAACCCCAAACAGUAAUUCAUAUUUAACCCAGUCAGGUUCACCUAAGUCAGAAGUCCUCCAAACAAUAAACAUAGGUAAUCAAUCGCCUGACCCUGCCAAAGUGAACAAUGAACACGUGCAACCUUCAACAAUGUACCCUGCUGAGAAUGAAAGCUUGGAGAAACAAGAUGAAAUCCCAAGCCCAACAGACUUAUCUAGCAAGGUCACAGAUCAAAUGCAAUUUGAGCGCCAGGUAAGAAGAUUUCUUGCCGAGGGGUUGGUGAAAACAUAUGAUCAGGCUGAGCUAGCUGUCAAGCUGAUGGAUCUGAAGUUUGAACAAGAUGAGGCACUGAAUGCAGCUCAAGAAUGUAGUAACCUCAACACAGCCCUCUCAUUCCUGCAACAAGAGUGUGAACUCUGUACUGGAAAAUAUCCCAUGAAGCAGAUGGUGUCCAUGCUGAAAUGUACCCAUUGCUGCUGCAAGGAGUGUGCAAAGAACUACUACACGAUCCAGAUAACUGAUCGUAAUAUAAAUGAUGCUGUAUGCCCAUUCUGCAAGGAACCAGAAAUGCAGAAUGAUGAUGAAGCACUAGAAUACUUCAGUAAUCUUGACAUCCUUCUCAAAAGUUUCCUUGAUCCAGCUGUCCACGAGCUGUUUCAGAGGAAACUAAGAGACCGAACACUAAUGCAAGAUCCCAAUUUCAAAUGGUGUGUCAAGUGUUCUUCUGGUUUCAUUGCAAAUCCCCGCCAGAAGAGGUUAGUCUGUCCUGACUGCCGUUCAGUAACAUGUGCAUCCUGCAGACGACCUUGGGAGAAGCAACAUGAGGGUAUCACAUGUGAAAAAUUUGCAGAAUGGAAAGAAGCUAAUGAUCCUGAGAUUCAGGCUGCUGGAUUAGCUAAACACUUAGCUGAACAUGGUAUCGACUGUCCGAAGUGCAAGUUCAGCUAUUCACUGGCAAGAGGAGGCUGCAUGCACUUCACAUGCAGCCAAUGCAAGUACGAGUUCUGUUGUGGCUGUGGAAAAACAUUCACGAUGGGAGCCAAGUGCAGUAUGGGACCAAAUUGUGCCAAACUGGGCCUACAUGCUCACCACCCACGCAACUGUCUCUUUUAUCUGAGAGACAAGGAACCUACACAGCUGCAGACACUACUGAAGGAACACAACAUCUCAUUCGACACAGAGCUACCACCUAACCUGAAGACUCAAGAGCAGAAUGGUGAGAAACUGAAAUGCCUGGUACAGUUGCAAAGAGAAACGCCUGCAGGAGUAAUUGAUACUGUGUGCAAAGAAGAUAUAGCAGAAGGGCAAGCAGGACUAUGCAGGCUACACUACAUUGAGUAUUUAGUGGGGCUCAUUGCCAGACACAAGGUUGAUCCAAUCAGUAUAUUUGAUCUGACGGAUGUACAGCAGGAGCUAAGACGCAGGGGAAUGGCUCUACCUGCCAAGGAGGCCAAUACUACCGAUGAUGAAUACAGGAUUUUGUGUGCCAAGGUAGUUCAAGAGAAGAUUCCAUUAGACUGAAAAUGAGAGUUAGUGUUCAUAUGAAUACUCAUAGCAACCAGCAGAAAUAUGUUAUGUUUGUCAACUGGCUUAGACAUAAUUUAGUUUGUGUGAUUGUUUAAACCUGAAGAUGAUUUCAUGAACCCUGUGCAGUAAAAAAACAAAUUUUUAAAACUUAUAUAAUGAUCCUACAAAAGAUGUGAAAAGGGCACUUUUGCAUAACUCUAUUGUGUGUUUUCAUUGAAUUAAAGAACUUAAUACAAUAUGUUUUCAUAUACCA
This is a messenger RNA of Zootermopsis nevadensis, 7575 nucleotides long. Lineage: Eukaryota; Metazoa; Arthropoda; Insecta; Blattodea; Termopsidae. The record is from RefSeq and is a predicted model, not a curated record.